Racocetra fulgida is the source of this 1038-nucleotide messenger RNA. The record is from the annotation of a GenBank genome assembly. NCBI's taxonomy places the organism in Eukaryota, Fungi, Glomeromycota, Glomeromycetes, Diversisporales, Gigasporaceae.
AUGGCUAAUAUUCAAGACACAAAGAUAAAUUAUUACCGAGGAACCUGCUUUAAAAAGCCAUAUUCUGCAAUUACAAAUUAUGAUGUUCCUUCAGAAAUUGAAACCUAUGAUCUUACUAUUCCUAAAAGUCCUGAAAUAGCUAAUUCUGUAACUUUCAAGUCUGAUGAAGAAAGAAUUUCGUCUGAUAAUGAGGAUGUUGAACAUGAGUAUAAUUAUGGAGUAUUUAUUAAGUUAGAAAAUGGAACAUCCCUUCCAGCAAAGUGGUAUACAGUUAAAGUAUCUGCAGUCGAUGAAUUACUUUCUGAGAUUCAUACCAAUGUUGAAACAUUGACGAGAACAAAGUCAAUCGAAGCAAGUAAUUAUCGAAUUGCAUUUAAACCAGAAAAGGCUACAGGAGCAGACAAUGAUCUUAAUAUAGCUUUCAAAAAUAAAAAUCGUAUUCCUAAAACUUUUAAUUUAUCAUCUAAAGAAUCAAUAAUGGCAAGCAAUGUCUUGGAGAUUCGUAAAGCAAAUCAUUGUAAAAUUCAUAAUCGGCCUUGCAUAAAUAAGGAUGGAGCUAAAGAAAAUCACAUUGAGAUUACAUUCAUGAUGCUUUCGAUUUGGGCCUCUGAAAUAGCAAUAGCAACACCAACAGAGCCACCUACACAUCCUUUAUUUGCAUAUCAACAUUCUUCAAAAACAAAAGCAUCAUCAUUGCUAACAUCACCAUUACAAUCUAAUCUGAUACAACAACCAGAAUGUUCAGGACAACUAUAUGCAGUACCUCUAUUUUAUAAUCAAUUCCAAAUGUUUUCACCAUACAUUCCUUCUCAAAUUUAUGAAACACCUUUUCAAACAUCUAUUCAAAUACCUUCUCAAUCAGCUACCAGUGUCGGAAUGACUUUACCUACAAUUAGUAAUUUUUUAAAGCAGGUAGACGAAAAUGAAAACUUUGAAAAAUGUGGAGUAGAUACAAUUGGUGCACAAGAAACUCUUCGUCAUUAUGCUGCAAAGUAUAAUACAGUUUAUACAUUACCACAUAAUUCAGCACAUUUGUAA